AACUACACUACACACAGUUGUCAGUCCCAAUACAACUAUUCUCUCUCUCCAAAUCAUAACCGUUGAUUUCAUCAUAUCAUCACAACUACCCCAUCUGACGGCUAAAACAUGCGAGCUGAUGUAGUAUUACCAUGAACCCAUCUACACAGUGUUAAUUCCUCUCACUGCCAUAACUGGAAUAGAAAAGAAAAAAGAAAGAAAAUUGGAGGCAUAUUUCAGUGUUCAGUACAGAGUAGCAAGUAAAAUAGCAGUGAACUUUAAGAAGAAAAAAAGAAAAAACAAUUGUUGUGUUGUGUUGUGUUGUGUUGCAUCACCUUUCCUUAAACUCCCAAGAUUUUGUGGGUUGAAGUAUCUGCAUUUGUUUGGUUGUUGAUGCAUUUGGAAGCCAAAUGACUGCAUGUUGGAUGGUGAUCUGUAGUUCCACAUGCAUCUAGUGUGAGAUUAAUAUGUUGAAUAAGAGUGCCCAAAUUGAUGGAGCAUGUAGAAAUCUGGGUAACCUAAUGUCAUGUAUAUGGAUUGGCAAUGGCUGGAGUGGCUCACUACCGUUUCUGGGGUUUUGUUAAUUCACCCGUCCAUUCGACAAUGGGGAAGUCACCAGGAAAAUGGAUAAAGACCGUAUUUUUUGGGAAAAAGACGUCCAAAUCCAAUUUUGCGAAGGGCAAAGAGAAAUCCACCAACGAGAAAGAGGUGAAUGUUCGCGUGACGUCCCCUGAAAUUGAUAACGACGUUAAUCCUCCAGAGGUAUCAAAUGGUGCUUUGAAUGCAGUUCAUGUGGAUGACCACAACUUAAGGUCAGAAUACAAGGAAUCUUCUCUAAGCCAGCCAGAUGAGGAAAUACCUAUAUCUGGAGAUCAAUUAACUGAUGCAAAACAAACCAAGGAAAUGGACAUGUUAACUGACGCUGAGAGAAUAGAGCAAGAAAAGGCUAUAACAAAGGCGCAGGCUGCUUUUAGGGGUUAUCUGGCUCGUCGUGCAUUCAAGGCUCUGAAAGGCAUUAUAAGGCUUCAGGCUCUUAUUCGUGGACAUUUGGUGAGGAGACAAGCCGUGUCAACCUUAUAUUGCAUAGUAGGCAUUGUCAAGCUGCAAGCGCUCGUUCGUGGGUCAAAAAUUAGAUGUUCUGAUUCGGGUCUUGAAGUUCAGAAAAUCUGUAUUUCGAAACCUCCGGUAACUUUCUUGAAGGAUGGCAAAAUUGGGGUUUUUGGAGAUGGUGUGUCUGCUGGCGUAACAAGCUUGUCAGUGAAUGCGUUUACAAGAAAACUUCUAGCUCCAUCACCUGCAGUGAUGCCUCUGCGAGUCCAAUAUGAUGUGACAGAUCCAAAUUCAGUCCAGAAAUGGUUGGAGAGAUGGUCAAUAUCCUGCCCCUGGAAACCAGUUUCCCCACCAAAAAAAGUUACUAACUCAAGAGUCCAGAAAAAGCAGGUGAACUCACCAGCCAUUGAUGGGGAAACAGGCAGGCCAAAACGCAGCGUGCGUAAAGUUCCUUCCCUUUUUGAUAACGUGUCAGCGCAGUCCACAUCUGAAGUAGAGAAACCACGACGCAAUCCAAAGAAAGUUGUGAGCCAUCCAGCAGAUUCUGCACAAGAAAAUCCACAGCAUGAGCUUGAGAAGGUUAAGCGUAGUCUAAGAAAGGUACACACCCCUGUAACUGAAAGCUCUGGCCAGCCUCAGACUGAGGUAAUUGAGAAGUCAACUCACGGCCAAGAAAAAGCAACAGUAUCCAAUGUUCAGGAAGUUUCAGCUCCAAAUGAGGUCAACCUUGUUGAGAAUACAAAGGUAGAAACAAGCAUAACUGUCAAGGAAGAGACGAUUAUAUUUUCUAAUCCAAUUGAAGAAGAGACAACUAAGGAGCCUUUAGAAACAAAAAAAUCUGUUGAGUUCUCUGACGAUGAUGGAACCAUGGUCAAAACAGAGUCUUUUGAGAAUGACGAGAAGGACGAAAAUACUCCUGUGGCAAAUGGUGCUUUAGAAUCUAAAGAAGAUGCUAUGUUAAACGAGAGUCAAAAAUCCAGUAGAAGGGCUUCUUUUCCAGCCAAGCAGGAACUUAUGGAGGAUGGCUUGCAGAACACCCCGAAGCUUCCAAGCUAUAUGCAAGCAACUCAGUCUGCCAAGGCAAAGCUGAGAGCACAAGGAUCCCCUAAAAUUAGCCAAGAUGAGGCUGAGAAAAACAAUCAGACCCGACGUCAUUCACUUCCAUCUGCACCAAAUGGAAAAGUCAAUUCAGCAUCACCAAGGAUACAGAAACCACUCCAAGGUAGUGGUGGAAAAGGAGGAAACAAAAGUGAUAAAUCUUUGCUGUCUUCUAGAGAUGGGAGUGGGAAGGGUUCUCAAGCACAAUGGCGAAGGUGAUGGCACUGCUUACAUAACUCAGGUUUCAAGUAUGAUGGCGAAGGUUAAAUUUUCUUUGCAGUUUGUGUGGUGGCCCUUAAUUACAGUGUUAUUUAGGUAAAAGAACUUGCUAUAACUUGCUGAAAAUGUGGUGUUGAUAUCUUAGUGGCUUUCUUAUGUAAGUUGGGUGCCUCUGAAUGAAUGUAAAUUGCAGGCUUCACUGUUUUCAUACUGCCUAAAAGUUUCGCUGUUGGACUAUGUUGUCUUAUUGUGGAAUAUGUGAUAUUGAGGUUAUGUAUAGUUCAUACUCUAUAAAGAGUUCUCAUUAUUCUUCCA
This is a messenger RNA of Beta vulgaris subsp. vulgaris (sugar beet), 2661 nucleotides long. RefSeq names its product protein IQ-DOMAIN 31. The transcript has 10 exons. Bases 523 to 2346 code for a protein of 607 amino acids. The record is from RefSeq and is a predicted model, not a curated record. Gene Ontology annotation, molecular function: protein binding. NCBI's taxonomy places the organism in Eukaryota, Viridiplantae, Streptophyta, Magnoliopsida, Caryophyllales, Amaranthaceae.